AGCGAAAGCGUAGAGCUUUUCUCAAGCACUCAACAAUGGCGCUCUUCACCUUCUUCUCCACCACCGCCCCUUCCCCACCCCCCCUCUCUCUAAAACCCUCUUUCCCCAUUUCCAAAUCCUAUCCGCUUCUCUCCCUCAACCGGGUCCCAGUCCAAAUUCGACUCCGACUCCGAAACCCCGCCGCAAUCGGCCCUGACGGCAAGUUCUACCCGACCCCGGCCGACGACGACCCGCCCGAAGCCCCCGAAGAUACCGAGCAUGGCGUCUCCAAGUUCCAGCAGAUCUACCGCGAGGCCGCCCGCGCCCGAAAGCUCCAGGAGGACCAGUUCAACAAGGACCGCUCCAAGUUCCUCAACGCCAUCGCCGACGUCCACGACGCGCCGGACGAGUUAUCGGGUCCCGACGAGUCUUCCGGCGAUGAUUUGUUCGGGGAGAUCGACAAGGCCAUUGCGAUGAAGAGGAAGGAGUUUGUCAAGCAGGGGCUGCUGAAGCCAAACCCUAGGAAGGAGAAGGCGGCCAUGGAAGCAGCCGAGGAGUUGGAGCCUGAAGAAGUGGUCGACUUGGAGGAGAUCGACGAGCUUCGAGGGCUUACUGCGGGUUCGGAGGGUUCUGACGAGGAAGAGUCGGGAAAAUCCGAGGACGAGGUGAGUGAUGAUCAGGGUACUGGUGAAUUAUCCAUUUUUUCGUCGUUUGAUCUUGAUUAUGAUAGUCUUGAUGAAAAUAGUGUUAGAAUUGUGGAACCCAAGUUUAGGAUGACUCUAGCUGAGCUUUUAGAUGACAGUAAAGUUGUGCCCGUGUCGGUUUAUGGUAAUUUGGAGGUUGAGAUUACAGGUAUUCAGCAUGAUUCUAGGGUUGUUGAGGCAGGUGAUUUGUUUGUCUGUUGCGUUGAGAAGGGAACCGAUGGCCUUUUGUAUCUAUCCGAAGCUGACAAGAGAGGGGCUGUUGCCGUAGUGGCUAGUAAAGAGAUAGACAUAGAGGAGACUUUAGGGUGCAAGGCAUUGGUCAUAGUUGAAGAUACGGAUUCUGUACUCCCUGCUUUGGCUGCUGCAUUUUAUCGAUAUCCAUCCACAAAUAUGUCAGUGAUAGGAAUAACUGGGACAAAUGGAAAGACGACCACUUCAUAUUUGAUUAAAAGCAUUUAUGAGGCAAUGGGGAUCAGAACUGGGAUGUUGAGCACUGUGGCGUACUACGUUCACGGAGAUAACAAAUUGGAGUCACCAAAUAUGACUCCUGAUGCUGUCUUGGUUCAGAAGUUGAUGGCAAAGAUGGUCCAUAAUGGGACAGAAGCACUUGUGAUUGAGGCUUCCUCUCAUGGAUUAGCUCCGGGGAGGUGCAAUGAGGUGGAUUUUGACAUUGCUGUGUUCACAAACUUGUCGGACGACCACUUGGAUUUUCAUGGAUCAGAGGAGGAAUAUAGAGAAGCCAAGGCCAAGCUGUUUUCAAGAAUGGUGGACCCAGAGCGUCACAGGAAAAUUGUCAACAUUGAUGACCCAAAUGCAGCUUUCUUCAUUGCACAGGGGAACCCAGAUGUGCCUGUCGUGACAUUUGCAAUGGAGAAUAAUAAUGCUGAUGUUCAUUGCUUGAAAUUUGAACUCUCGUUAUUUGAGACCCAGGUUUUAGUAAAUACACCCCGGGGCAUAUUGGAAAUUUCGUCAGGGUUGCUUGGCAGGCAUAACAUAUACAACAUACUUGCAGCUAUUGCAGUUGGAAUUGCAGUAGGAGCACCUUUGGAGGACAUUGUUAGAGGUGUUGAAGAGGUUGAUGCAGUUCCUGGUAGGUGUGAGUUGAUAGAUGAGGAACAAGCAUUUGGGGUAAUUGUGGAUUAUGCUCAUACUCCUCAUACCUUGUCUCGACUUCUUGACUUUGUAAGGGAGCUUGGGCCAAGGAGAAUUAUUACUGUUAUUGGUUGUGCUGGUGAGAGUGAUAGAGGGAAGAGACCAACGAUGACAAAGAUUGCAACAGACAAAAGUGAUGUGACCAUCUUGACAUCUGACAAUCCAGAAAAUGAGGAUCCAUUGGAUAUCUUGGAUGACAUGUUGGCCGGUGUAGGAUGGACUAUGCAGGAUUACUUGAAACAUGGAGAAAAUGAUUACUAUCCACCUCUUCCUAAUGGACAUAGGCUUUUCUUGCAUGAUAUAAGGCGGGUAGCUGUACGUGCAGCAGUUGCCAUGGGCGAGGAAGGCGAUAUGGUUGUGGUUGCUGGCAAAGGCCAAGAAACAUACCAGAUAGAAGGUGAUAAAAAGGAGUUCUUUGAUGACCGGGAGGAAUGUAGAGAAGCAUUGCAGUAUGUUGAUGAGCUUCACCAAGCUGGAAUUGACACAAGUGAAUUUCCAUGGCGGUUACCAGAAAGUCACUGAGAAUGUAGAAAAAUCUUGAGGCAGGCCAAAGGCUUGGGGUUGCUAUCAGAGCAUUGGCUCCAUUGUUCUUGGAACGAGAAGCAGGUUCCUUGACAUUUAUUGAACAAAAUGAAAUUGGAGAAUUCAAUUUUCCCUUUUGCCAGAAUGAGCACUUGGAGUAAAUUUGAUGGGCCACAAUCACAGAAAGGUUGCCGGGCCUUGCUUUUGUAUAGCACUGGGAUAGUUCAAAGAAACCGCGAAAUGUUGAUAAGUGGACUAGGAUUACAGUUUUGUAAGAAUCUUCUUUGGUAUUUUUGUUUCUUGUUAAUUGAUCCUGUUAAGAUUGCCAAGCUGGGUACUUCAAUUGAUUCAUCUGUGGAAACAUUUGUUGUCAAUCAUAUUUAUUGGAUUGACAUUGGAAUAAAUAACCAGUUGUUUGUUCAA
Diospyros lotus (date-plum) is the source of this 2780-nucleotide messenger RNA. RefSeq names its product UDP-N-acetylmuramoyl-L-alanyl-D-glutamate--2,6-diaminopimelate ligase MurE homolog, chloroplastic. Lineage: Eukaryota; Viridiplantae; Streptophyta; Magnoliopsida; Ericales; Ebenaceae. The transcript is spliced from 6 exons. Gene Ontology annotation, molecular function: acid-amino acid ligase activity; ATP binding. The coding region runs from base 36 to 2357 and encodes 773 amino acids. The record is from RefSeq and is a predicted model, not a curated record. Gene Ontology annotation, biological process: regulation of cell shape; biosynthetic process; cell division. Gene Ontology annotation, cellular component: cytoplasm.